Molecule: messenger RNA, 4178 nt
Organism: Pyrus x bretschneideri (Chinese white pear)
Lineage: Eukaryota; Viridiplantae; Streptophyta; Magnoliopsida; Rosales; Rosaceae
Product: disease resistance-like protein DSC1
Exons: 7
Coding region: 147-4178 (1343 amino acids)
Biological process (GO): defense response; signal transduction
Molecular function (GO): ADP binding
Source: RefSeq, a predicted model, not a curated record
UCUCCUCCCUUGCUUGCUUCCCAACUUCUAGCUCUCUCUGUCUAUGCUUAGUGCACAGAGGGAGACAGAGACAAAGAGACAGACAGCCAGACAGACAGAGAGAAAGACAGAGAGACAGAGAGACAGAGACAGACAGAUAGAGAGCGAUGGAGUGUAUCAUGCCUCUCUUGCACAUGUGCUGCAGAUCGUUAAGAUUUUCUUCUCCGUCUUCUGCUGGUGCUGCUAGUGUUGGUGCUGCUGCGGCUGAUGAUGAUAUUCAUGCUGAUAACCCCCCUCGCCAGGAAAAGUAUGAUGUGUUCAUCAGUUUCAGAGGUGAGGACACCCGCUUUAAUAUUACUAGCCAUCUUCAUGCUGCCUUAGUUCAGAGGAAAAUUGAAACCUACAUGGAUUGCAACCUCCAGAGAGGAGAAGAAAUCGAACCUGCCCUUCUAGAGGCAAUCGAGAAAUCCACUCUUUCGGUGAUCAUUUUCUCACAAGACUAUGCUUCUUCCACGUGGUGUCUGAAGGAACUUGUGCAUGUACUCAAAUGCAAGGAAAAAUCUGGCCAGAUAGUUAUACCCAUAUUCUAUGACAUCAAUCCAUCUGAUGUACGACGACAGCGCGGGAAUUAUGCACGUGCAUUUGCUCAACUUGAAAAACGUUUCAACGACAGAAUCGAUGAGGUGCAAAAGUGGAGGGAUGCUUUGACCACUGCAGCCAGUCUGUCUGGGUUUCCUUAUUCAGAAAAAUUAAGAACGGAGACGGAAGCAGAUCUAAUUAAGAAAGUCGUUGAUCACAUUUGGACCAGAUUGAAAUGUGAAUCAUCAUGCAAUUUAGAGGGUUUGGUUGGAAUUGAAAGCCGCAUCGAGCAAAUUGAAUCACUAUUAGGCAUUCAUUCACAGGACGCUUGCAUCACUAUAGGUAUUUGGGGUAUGGCUGGUAUUGGCAAGACCACUCUUGCUGAAGCUGUAUUUCAUAGACUCUCUUCUAAAUUUGAAGCCUGUUGUUUUCUUAGAAAUGUCAGGGAGAACUCAGAACAACCACAUGGACUAGAUCACUUGGAAAAAACACUUCUUAAAGAGAUACUAAAGGAGGAAGGUCUGUCCAUAGGAUCAACUUUUGUUCGAGAAAGGCUUAGUCGUACAAAGGUCCUCAUUGUUCUUGAUGAUGCGAGUGAUUCAAUGCAAAUGGAACGUUUAGCUAGCAAUUGUCUUCUGUAUGGCACUGCAAGUAGAAUAAUUAUCACAAGUAGAGAUAAGAGCACACUUCGACAAACUGUUGAAGAGGAUAAGAUCUACGAGGUCGAGGGAUUAAAACCAGAUGACGCUCUUCAGCUAUUUCAUUCACGUGCUUUCAAGAAUACUCCUACAAUAGAUUAUAAGGAGUUGGCAGAAAAGGCGGUGGGUUAUGCUGGAGGUGUUCCUUUAGCUCUUAUAACUCUGGGGUCCUCACUCCUAAAUUGCAAGAGCAAAGAAGAAUGGGAAGAUGAAUUGAACAAGUUGAAACAAUUUCCCAAUGAAAAUAUCCAGAGAGUGUUGCGACUAAGUUAUGAUCGAUUGGGAAGAAAUGAAAAGGAGAUAUUUUUAGAUAUAGCUUGUUUUCAUAAAGGGAAGAAUGUGAAGUAUGUAAAAAAAAUGUUAGGCAUUCGUGGAUUCUUUGCGGCAGCCGGAAUUAGAGUUCUCAUUGACAUGUCUCUCAUAUCAAUUGACUCAGCACAGGAAAUCAUAGAGAUGCAUGAUUUGAUUCAAGAAAUGGGUUACACAAUUGUUCACGAACAAUGUAUUGAAGAUCCUGGUAAACGUAAUAGGUUGUUCAACGAUGAGGAUGUUUACCAUUUACUGGAAAGUAACUCGGGAACUCCAAUUGUUCAAGCCAUAUUGAUUAAAUGUUGGCAAAUUGAAAAGCGACCAUUGAAACAUGCAGACUUCAAAGUGAUGCCUAACCUAAUAAUGCUAAUUGUGGUUUAUUCUGAACAUUUUGGAAACAACAGCACAUUAACCACUUCUCUAGAUCUUCCCAAUUCUCUUCGUUAUCUUUACUGGAAUCGAUAUCCAUUGAAAUAUUUGCCGUCAAAUUUUUCUCCUGAAAAACUAGUUGAGCUUCAUAUGCCCGAUAGCCUGGUUAAGCAGCUUUGGAAAGAAGACAAGGGACUUGUGAACUUAGAAGUCAUCAAUCUACAGUACUCUAGCGAUCUAACUAAAGUUCCAAAUCUCUCUGGGAGUCCAAAAAUUGGGCAAAUAAAUCUUCGUGGCUGUGAAAGUUUGGUUGAAAUUCCUUCAUAUUUUCAACAUCUUGACAAGCUUACUUAUCUUGAUGUUGGAAGCUGCACGAGUCUCUUCAGUGUUACGAACAUUUGCAAGUUGAAAUCUCUCAAGGAACUCGAUCUGUCUAGGUGCUCUAAACUUGAAUCCUUCCCAGAGAUUGUGGACCCAAUCGAACAUUUGGAGUCUCUUAUUUUAAAUAAAACAGCUGUUCAAGAGCUACACUCGUCAAUCAAGUUUCUCCCUGCGCUGAAAAGAAUUAAAUUGAACGGUUGCAGAAGGCUUUUAAGUAUCCCAAAGAGCAUUUGUAAGUUGAAAUAUCUUGAGAGUCUUGACCUCAAAUGGUGCUCAAUAUUUUACAAAUUCCCUCAAAUCUUGGAGCCAAUGGAACAUCUGAACUUUCUUAGUUUGGAAGGCACAGCGGUCGAAAAGCUUCCUUCGUCUGUUGGAAAUCUAGUUGGGCUUGAGAGAUUAGAUCUUGGUAUGUGCAAGAACCUUAAAGUAGUCUCAAGAAGUAUCUACAAUUUGACCAAUCUUAAAAUUCUCAGCUUUUAUGCCUGUCGGAAACUUAAAAAAUUGCCUUCCAACUCUGUCGGUUUGCUCUCUUUGGAAGUACUAAAUCUCAGUCGCAGCAGUAUAUUAGGAAUCCCCGAUGGCUUCGUUUGCACAACCUCAUUGCGAGAUUUAGAUCUGAGUAGAAGCAUGAUUAGGAGCUUACCUGCGUGCAUCAAACAAGCUUCUCAGUUGUCUACACUCUGCUUAAUUGGCUGCAAGUGGCUUCAAUCUUUACCAGAGCUCCCAGUAGUACGUUUACUUCAAGCACAUGGCUGCACGUCACUGAAGACGGUGUCAAGUUCAAGGACCACACACUACACACAAGGUUGGGAUAAAUAUGAAUAUUUUGGAGAACUUGAUUUUUCUAAUUGCCGAAAUUUGGAUCAAAAUGCAAGGAGCAACAUAAUGGAUGAUGCACAGCUUAGAAUUAUGCAAGUGGCAAUUGCAUCGUCAAAGUUAAGAGGAGAAGAAGAAGAAGAAGAAGAAGAAGAAGAUGAAGAAGAAGAUGCUGAUGAAGACCACGACCAUGAGUAUUACAGUUAUUGGCCUUUGGUUAGCAUUGUAUGUCCGGGAAAAAAAAUUCCAAAUUGGUUCAGCUAUCGAAGUGAGGAAUCUUCGGUAAUCAUCGAGCUUCGUCAAGAUUGGUUUCGAACAGGUUUAUUGGGUUUCGCGCUCGCUGUUGUUGUUUCUUGGGAGUUGAACUGCCAGCUGAACUGGAUGGUAAGAGCUAGUUUCAACGUCAAAUUCAAGGGUGAAAGCCACGAAAUGUUCACUAGUGAACUCGAUAUCAGACAAGCCAGUUGGAAAUUGAAUGACUACUGUUACGACCAACGUCACGUGUACCUAUGGAAUGAGGCCUUUAAAAGUGAAGAGGUAGCAAAAAAAUGCUCCCCUGACUUUUGCAACCUUGCCAAUGAAGCCUCUGUUGAAUUCUGCCUGGUGGAUGAGGAUUCCGGCGAACCCACUUCCUACAUGAAGGUGGAGAAGUGUGGGAUAUACCCAUUGUAUGUCGAAGAUGCUGAGAGAUUCAAAUGUGGUCUUGUCAUUGUCAGCGGCAGCACUGAGGCAAAGAGAGUAAGGCCUGUUCCUUGGACCUCUCACUUUGAAAUAGGCCUCAUGCCUCAUCUUGCAUUGAGACGGCAUUGGUCAUCGUGCCAGGGGAACCAAAAGAAGAAGAAGAAGAAGAAAGACACCAUGAUAAUUUUGAAGCCAAUGAGCCCAAAACCAAUGGAUCAGGUGAUGAGUCUGAAGAAGAAGCAAGUGGAUCAGGUUUUGCCACAGCAAAUUGCCGGUUUUGGCCAUUACUUCCACACGUCUGUCACCGAUGCAUGCUCUAUUUGGACUGAGUCUUCUCGGUUUUUCUCAGCUUUCUCACAGAUCUAG